AGGAAGAAGAUCUGCAGCCAUGUCGAUGAGUUCCACCACACCAGACGAUGCGACAGUGGACGCCACGAACACGUCGUCAACCACGAUCCCCACAAUCGUCGAGUGCGACGACGACGGCGGUGUCGUGGACUCGAGCUUGCUCGAGAUGCUGGGCCUGACCAUGAGCGAGCUGCAGCAGCUGUCGGCACUCAGUGUCGAGAGUCCCCGGGCACCCGCCAACAGCCUCGAGAGCCUUGACAGCCACGCCGGGCCAAGCGAGGACACCGGGUCGCCCGAGACGCGGCGAUCCAGCUUCGGUUCUUCCGACAGGGCUGGAGAACGGCUGCAGCCAGCGCCGGUCGGAGGUGACAGUGCCAUCAACGAGACUGUCUCGGAAAAGGCCAAGGCUCAACGCCCCUCGCACUCAGCGGUGCCGCUUUCCUGCGUGGCCGUUCUGACGAUCGUCUUCUUGCUGGCCUUCGCCUACGGCGUCUUCCUCUUUCGCCUUGCCCACAUCCCAGGGCCGGACAAGAAGACAGGCGUACACCGGUCGGCCAACGACACAGGCGCUGAUCGCGACUGACUGGCGUGCGCCUCGGCUUACGGAAAGCACUUGCCCUGCAGGGCUAACCAUUUGUGUUAUAUUGUUUGUUUAACUGAACAUGA
Messenger RNA from Rhipicephalus sanguineus (brown dog tick), 645 nucleotides. RefSeq lists its product as uncharacterized. The coding region runs from base 20 to 562 and encodes 180 amino acids. The transcript has 2 exons. NCBI's taxonomy places the organism in Eukaryota, Metazoa, Arthropoda, Arachnida, Ixodida, Ixodidae. The record is from RefSeq and is a predicted model, not a curated record.